AUGACAAUGGAUUUUUCUAGAACUACUGGUCCAACCGGUUUAUUUGAAGAUCAACCGGCUGGUUUUAUCACUGAUGUCAAUCAACACAUCACUAAUCCACUUACACAAUUACAACCAUUUGAAAAGAUCAUCACUGUUUUUCGCAGUCAAUCCCAAAUUAUCAAUGAACUUACAAGACUUCAGAGAUCAUGUGUCAUAACAUUGAUUUCAUCUGAGAUUACUUCACGUGAAGUGCAGAAUUUUGUUGAUAAUUAUCUUCAUCCUAAUCCAACAGUUGAUUCCUAUUACUUACUUUUCCCCGAUAGUGAUAGUCUUCAUACACAGUGGACAAAUCGUUAUGAUUUUCGUUUAAAAUGGUGUGGUCCGAUUGGAGAAAAUUUUCUAAGGACUGUUCUUGCGGCUUGUUCAACGACAUGCGCUCUAAUGAUAAGCUAUUUUGAAAGACGUGCUCAGCAAUACGAGUCUCAAGGUGAUAUUAGUUUGGCUUAUCAAUGUUCUAUAGAAAUAGGAAAACUCCUCAAGAUUCAACGCCAAUAUAUCGAUGAUUAUCUGCAGUAUCUCAACUCAGCAUCAACAACAUAG
This is a messenger RNA of Rotaria sp. Silwood1, 582 nucleotides long. NCBI's taxonomy places the organism in Eukaryota, Metazoa, Rotifera, Eurotatoria, Philodinida, Philodinidae. The record is from the annotation of a GenBank genome assembly.